Messenger RNA from Acanthosepion pharaonis, 1209 nucleotides. The record is from the annotation of a GenBank genome assembly. NCBI's taxonomy places the organism in Eukaryota, Metazoa, Mollusca, Cephalopoda, Sepiida, Sepiidae.
AUGUAUUCCCUCAGCAAAGACAUGACAGAAAUCCGGUGGCAGCCAACUUCAAAGAAACCAAACAAAGCAAAAAUUCCAAUCAGUUGUAUGAAGGAAGUGCGGUUGGGAAUGACAACUGAAGCACUACGGAAUCGGGAGAUCAUGGAAUUCUAUGCAGAGGAGUGUGCCUUCUCUAUUAUAUUUGGGGAUAACUUUGAGACUAUGGAUCUCAUUGCAACAUCAGCUGAUGAAGCUAAUAUCUGGGUAACUGGAUUAACUUGUCUCAUGAAUGCAAAUGCCAGUUCCAAGGGCUGCAAAUCUCCUGAAACCCUGGAUGAACUACACCAAAUGAGAGAUUCAUAUCCUUUUUCUACUCUUUUGUAUUUUGAGCCUCACUUUCAAAUCAAAGACCAAUCAGCCCAAAUUCUCAUACUCCUUCCCCCAGUCUGCCCAAGUUGUCAUUGUCCUCCUUCUUUCUCUGUCCCAGUUAUCAUUGUCCUCUCUCUGUGCCUGCUCCAGUCAUCAUUGUCCUCCUCCCAUGUCUGCCCCAGUCGUUGUCGUCCUCCUCCCCCUGUCUGCCCCAGUCGUUGUCGUCCUCCUCCCCUGUCUGCCCCCAGUCGUCGUCGUCCUCCCCCCCCUGUCUGCCCCAGUCGUCGUCGUCCUCCUCCCCCUGUCUGCCCCAGUCGUCGUCGUCCUCCUCCCCCUGUCUGCCCCAGUCGUCGUCGUCCUCCUCCCCCUGUCUGCCCCAGUCGUCGUCGUCCUCCUCCCCUGUCUGCCCCAGUCAUCGUCGUCCUCCUCCCCCUGUCUGCCCCAGUCGUCGUCGUCCUCUUCCCCUGUCUGCCCCAGUCGUUGUCGUCGUUCUUCCCCUGUCUGCCCCAGUCGUUGUCGUCGUUCUCCCCUCUCUGCCCCAGUCGUUGUCGUCGUCCUCCCCCUGUCUGCCCCAGUCGUUGUCGUCGUCCUCCCCCUGUCUGCCCCAGUCGUUGUCGUCGUCCUCCCCCUGUCUGCCCCAGUCGUUGUCGUCGUCCUCCCCCCCUGUCUGCCCCAGUCGUUGUCGUCCUCCUCCCCCCUGUCUGCCCCAGUCGUUGUCGUCGUCCUCCCCCCCUGUCUGCCCCAGCCGUUGCCGUCAUCCUCCCCUCUGUCUGCCCCUGCCGUUGUCGUCGAUCUCCCCCUCUGUCUGUUCCAGUCGUUGUCGUCAAUCUCCCCCUCUGUCUGCCCCAGUCAUUGUCGUAG